AUGAUCAACGAUCACGCACGUAUCGCCAAAUGGCAGAACGACUUAGUGCCGCACAUCGUCGAUCGGCUAGCUCGUGAGAGCCCUGACGCCUCGUAUGGCGUGUGGCCAAUAGUGCCGGCCUCCUAUGAGGCCGGUCUUCGUACUGUCACCUACAAACAACUAGCAAAUGUGGUCAAUGGCUUGGCGUGGUGGCUUACUGAGCAACUCGGACCCGGGCAGAAUCACGAGGUCCUGACCUACAUUGGACCCAAUGAUGUGCGAGUUUCCGCUCUCGCGUUGGGUGCCAUUAAGGCAGGCUAUGCGUUAUUCCUUACAUCGCCAAGAAACUCCCCGGCGGCACAUCGCAAGCUGUUUGAUUCUCUCAAGUGUCAGGUCCUAAUUACACCGGAUCCGACACCUCCACCGGCGCUCCCAGCCAUCGAAGCUGUUAAGCCCCGUGUGCUUGCCGUCCCAAGUGUCGAGGAGCUUUUGGAGAAGUCUUACGCACACUUCCCUUUCGAAAAGACCUUUGAAGAAGCCCGAUGGGACCCAUUCUUAAUCAUACACACGUCGGGGAGCACUGGCUUACCGAAGCCUCUUAUUUGGACACAUUCGACAGCGAUACGGCAUUACAAUUUCACUAGUCGCGACCCUCCCGAAGGGGUGGUCUCGCUCGAGCGUCUCUACUAUGGCAAAAGAGUAAUAGCGACGUUGCCACCGUUUCAUGGAGCCGGUCUGGGACAAUAUUUUUUCAAUGCCAUACCUUUUGGUAUUGUUGCGAUUGCUCCAGCAGCUGCGGGCAUUGUAACUGGCCAGGGGUUUGUAGAUGCUUUAAAACAAACACCAGCCGACGUAGCGAUAUUGGUGCCAUCGGUAGUAGCUGAGUUGGGACAGGAUCCGGAACUUCUGGAUUACUGUGCGAAACACCUCGAAUUAAUCAUCUAUAUCGGAGGUGACUUACCGCAGGCUCUUGGCGACCGCGUUGCGGCAAAAGUGAAGCUCCGCUGCCAAUGGGGAGCUUCCGAGGUCGGUAUCCCACAGCAGCUAAUGCCAGCCGAGUUGGGGCCAUCGGACUGGCAUUACACACGCUUCCACUCAUGUACCGGUGCUGUGUUUGAUCAGGUUGCAGACAACACUUAUGAAUUGGUCAUCCGGCGUGACAAGGCACUCGCCGAAACGCAGCCAUGCUUCAGCAUCCGGGGUUUGGAUCAACUUGAGAAAGAAUAUCGCACUCGCGACCUAUUUGAGCGUCACCCCACACUUCCCGACUUAUGGCGCUGGCGCGCCCGCGCAGACGAUAUUGUUGUAUUCCUAAAUGGCGAGAAGACAAACCCUGUCUCCAUGGAGCAGCAUGUUGUGGAUAGCAACCCUGAGCUGAGCGGCGCUCUUGUACUUGGAUCCCAGAGGUUUCAAGCGGCUCUCCUAAUCGAGCCAGCUGUUCAGACUACCCCCUUAAGCACGGCUGAACAGGCUGCCUUGAUCGAGCAAAUUUGGCCUAGCGUUGAAGAAGCUAAUAGGGUAGCCCCUGCCCACGCGCGCGUUGAGAAGACUUUGAUCCUGGUCACAGAAGCCGGUCGACCGCUGAUUCGUGCUGGAAAGGGUACUAUACAGCGAGCAGCCAGUCUUGUUCAGUACGCUGCCGAAAUAGACAAGCUGUACGCAGAUGUAGACCUAACCCUGGAGGACGAUGACACGGAUGCGCCGUUGAAUGCAGAAAGCCAUGAUGCGGUCAAGUCCCUCAUAAGAGACACCAUUUCUAAAGCUAUAGGAUGGUCGGAUAUAGAUGACUCUACUGACUUCCUCAGUCACGGCAUGGACUCACUGCAGGCACUUCGCCUCACACGUGGCUUACGACGCGCUCUUCGUCGGCCCAAUGUUGCCUUGUCCACGGUAUAUCAGAAUCCCACAAUUUCCCGGCUGACUUCAGCGCUUCUGGAGGAAAGCAGUAAGGUCGCCGACCACGGCCUCAUGGAGUCUUUACUGUCCACAUACUGCGGACUAAUCCGGGAGAUCCCAGUACCCACUCCACCAGAGCCGAACAAAGAGGAAAAGACCGACGUUAUCCUUACAGGCUCUACCGGUACAUUAGGAACUUAUCUCCUGAGCUCAUUGCUUAAUAGGCCCGGAAUUGGACACAUCUUCUGUCUCAAUCGAAGUCAAGGUGGUGGACGUCAUGUCCAAAGCUUUCGCUUUGCGGCAACGGGGCUACCGACAGAUGGUCUUAAAGAUCGAGUUUCCUUCUUCCAGGCAGACCUAGCUCAUCCCAAGUUAGGACUCGACGAGGAAACAUACCAGACGUUGCGCGCCCGUGUCGGGCUUGUUAUUCACAAUGCUUGGCCAGUGAACUUCAAUUUGGGACUGGAAGCGUUCCGACCGCAACUAGCUGGUCUAGUAAACCUUUUCAAUCUUUCAGCCGUCGCUUCGCCGAGGACGAUGCAUGUUGUCUUCGUCUCAUCGGUCGGUGCCGUUGGUGGGUGGCCGGUGAACGCUGGGCCAGCGCCCGAGGCAGUGCUUGAAUCGCGCGACCCGACACUCGCCAACGGAUACUCGCGAAGCAAGUUCCUAUCCGAGAUUCUCUGCGAAACCGCCGCGCAACACCUAGGAAUCCCCGUAGCAGUCGCGCGAGUCGGCCAAGUAGCCGGCGCCGCUCGCAAGCCCGGUGUGUGGAACCGCUCUGAGUGGUUGCCAAGCCUCAUCAUAAGCUCCCUCAACCUUGGCUUCUUGCCAGACAACCUGGGCCCCCAAUUCUCCGAGGUGGAUUGGCUGCCGUCAGAUUUGCUAGCCGAUAUAAUUGUCGAUGUCGCAGACUAUCUCGGCUCUAAAGCACUAGAUACUUCUAGCGCCAGUGUGUUCAAUUUGCGUAACCCAAAAACGAUUGCUUGGGAGACAUUAAUACCAGCGGUUACAGAAGCUGCCCAAGAGAACCUAAAGAAGAGCCUUGAGAUAGUACCGCCGUCAACUUGGUUGGCCCAUCUACAAAAGGCUACAGCAGAUACAGAGAAGGGCGGUAAAGAUAAUAUGGCGAAAAUCGCAGCAUCUAAUCCGGCCAUCAAACUUCUGGAGUUCUACACAGAUGGAUUGUGGGCGGAAGACGCGGUUACGGCGAAACCGAUGGCGGUCGAGCGUGCUUCAGCGGCUAGUUCUACGCUUCGUGACAUGCCGCCUGUCGGGGUCCAGUGGAUGCGUAAAUGGGUUAAUGAAUGGAUUUCUGCGCAAGAACUUCUGUCGUAGUCCCGAUAUAUCAUACUUGGUAGCGCAUAUGAAUAUACCAUUUCUUGAGAAGAUAUAUCGGACCUGAUAGUUAUUAAUUACCUAGGUAGGCAAGCCCCAUACUUGUUGCGACUGUUGGUGAUCCUUUUGAUAAUAUUUCGUCGUCGCGUUAUCCAUACAGUAUAGAGCCAGCUCUCGAACUGUGGGGGAUUACAAUGAUCACCCACCGAGGGCUGCGAGGGUUAGAACGUUCGUGAUGAGGAUCACAACUACUGUCAAACUCGACACUUGGAUUC
This is a messenger RNA of Hypoxylon trugodes, 3485 nucleotides long. Its product is annotated as putative NRPS-like enzyme. Gene Ontology annotation, molecular function: phosphopantetheine binding. The transcript is spliced from 5 exons. The record is from RefSeq and is a predicted model, not a curated record. Bases 1 to 3210 code for a protein of 1069 amino acids. Lineage: Eukaryota; Fungi; Ascomycota; Sordariomycetes; Xylariales; Hypoxylaceae.